AUGCGUUGUCGCUUGCUGUUCCGGGAUCGGCAUGGAAUGGCUUUCCAAGUGCAACAGUGCGCAUCAGCGCAUGCAAAAUUCUUUGAGCUCAUAACGCAAAAUACCGUGCAUGUGGCAUCAGAAUCGGAAUCGGGACAGGGGCGAAUCAACUACCAAGCCAAUCCGGGUUCCGACAUGCCCGUUCCCGAUGUUAGUGGCUUGGCCGGCCUCGUUGUGGGUUUGGCCUCGGGAAGCGCGCGGCACUAUGCCGUUCACUUCUGGGACAUUGGGAUGACACUGGCAAUCCUUCCUGAAAAUCUUCAGGAACAUGCUCCGCCUCCUGCGGAGGAAGGCGGCUUCGAUCUAGUUUUCCCGGCCUCAGAGCCCGAAGCUAUGCUAGACUUCGGUCUUGCACUAGGCGAGGUCGUCGAAUCGAGAGGGUGGGCCGUGGUGCAGCUUGCCCACUCCGACACACUGUGUGACUCAGCAUGUCGCGAAGCGCGGUCGAUGCGUCGGUUUGCAGGUUUGCGCCAGGAGCUGCUCCCCGAUUACCUGGGGCAUGGAGUGCGAGGCAAGGUGCAAUUCCUCUCCGGGCAAAGAGGGCGUGACGAAGUGAACCUUCAGCAGUUGGACUCAAACUUCAACGUGCUGGCGCAGGCGGUGGCCGCAAACUCGUGGCACAACAUGGGCUUCCGCAGUGUUGGGGAGAGAUCCCCAACCUUGUUGUGGGUGCCGUACGCCACACGCCGUGAGGAGUUUUCUAUGGAAGGGGACCCUCUGAACGACGAUGACAUUGAGGAGGGCCACUUGGAGGAGCACCUACAGUUUCUGCGACGUCGUCGCCUGUGCUGUAUGAUGUGGCUCGAAUCAGACAGCGGCGAAAUCAAGCUGACUCCUGGCCCCAAGCGUCCGGAGCGCGCAGUUACCCUGCCUAUUGGAAGGCGAAAGCUCCUGGUCUUCCGGGGCGAUCGUAUGACUUUUUCAUACAAGCCCGCUGGCAGGUUCGUUGUUUUGCAGAGCUGGGUCCUGGAGCCACCAGCCAAGUUUCAAGUUGGCAAGUUGGAAGGCCAUCCAAUGAUGAAGGCAGAGGCCAUGGGAAUCAUGAGCGGGCGACCGCACCCAGAGGGCGACCGCGUGCAUGUCAUGAGCGUCAUGUGCCGCUUGCCUGGGGGAGGCACUGGGCCAGAUCAGUACUGGUCCAUGCUGCUAGACGGUACUGAUGGCAUGCUUGCAAUUCCGUCAGGGAGGUGGGACACAGAUUUGUACUGCACCAAGGACGGGGAUCACGAUACUCCUGGCAAAAUCUACACCAUCCAUGGAGCCUUCGUUGCAAAUGAAGAAAUCUUCUCAUUCGACAACAGUUUUUUCGACAUCCCGCACGAGGAAGCCAUGUUUAUGUCCCCAAGCCAGCGCGUUGUCAUGGAAGAUGGGUACACUGUCCUCUAUCGCGGUGGCUACAGCAAGGAAACCCUUCGUGGACGAAACAUCGGCGUGUUCUUAGGUGAUACUGGUUCUGACUGGAGCCCUUUCAACCCCGCUGAACAUGUCAUCGUCAGGGGGCAGGAGACCCGCACGGUUUUUGGUGCACAUGCAACGUCUGGAACUGGACACUCCACCUCGGUGGUGCCAUGCAGGCUGUCCCACGCUUUGGAUUUGGUCGGUCCAUCCAAUACUGCGGACACAGCCUGUUCGUCAUCACUUGUGGCAACAGGGGUUGCGAUGCAGUGGCUACGACCACGAAACGUGGCGCAGCAUCAGCAUCUGAACGUUGGCAGGCUGCAGGAGUCAGUUGCUGGUGGGAUUUGCACCCAAAUAGGUCCUGGCACGUACAUGGCUAUGUGCGGAUUGCACAUGCUCUCAACUGCCGGUAGAUGUUUCACCUUCAACGAAAGCGGGGACGGAUAUGCCAGAGGCGAGGGUUGCGGACUCCUUUAUUUGAAGGCCAGCGCAAUGGAGGUGGAUAUGUAUGACCAACUCUCAUGCCUUCUGGGCUGCUGCAUCAAUCAGGAUGGUCGGAGUGCUAGUAUGACGGCACCCAACGGCCCGUCGCAGCAAGCUUGCAUUGCGGCGUCCAUGCGCGAGGCAGGAAACAGGGCGAGCGACAUCAACUUGGCAGAGUGCCAUGGAACAGGAACAGCUCUUGGUGAUCCUAUUGAGGUUGGGGCUCUCAAGAACGUCAUGCAUCCGCGAGAGACUACACUCGCUUUGACAAGUUCGAAGUCCAACAUUGGGCACUUGGAGGGCAGCGCUGGAAUUGCUGGCUUCUUGAAGUGCGUUCUCAUGCUAAUGGCUGGAACAUGCCCGCCGAAUGCACACCUAUAUCAGUUGAAUCCUCACCUGGAUGUGAAAGCCUUCCCGUGCUUCUUUGACACAGAGGCGAUCGACCCAGGACUGAACAGCGCCCUAACAGGCGUGUCCUCCUUCGGCUUCGGUGGGACAAACGGUCGUUGUGACAUCUGGGGAGCAGCCAGGUUCGGGCCCAACAAAUGUGGGAAGGUAAUGGAAGCUGAAGUGGACCAAAUCUACACCCUGUGUCCAAUCACAUUGGGGAAGAUUGACCACUUGACCGGCGAGCCUCUGUCACGGCGACUGGCAGCCAUGCACAGGGGCAAGCGCAAAGCUGACGUCCUCCGAGAUGAACUUGCAAGAUACGAUGUGUCUCGGCUUGCGUACGACGGUGGCUUUCGCUUUCGGCAGAAUGCCAUCCCGAUGGAUGCUGAAGAAGACCUCGUGCAGGACAACAUCUUCAUCAGUGGAUCGUGGACUGGCUUCAAGAUGGAGGAAAUGGACAAGGAUGGAGACAAUUUGUUUACGACCGUCAUCACCCUGAGUGAGGAGAGGUAUGACUUGUUUGAGCUGUACGUGGAUGCAAAGGAAGAGCUUUGCAUUUUCCCGGCUGUUGAUCGUGCUGGAGAGCACAUUGCGAUCGAAGGCCCCGGGGUCAACCGAGAGAACAACAGAUGGAUCAUUGAUGGCCGUGACACGGAGCUUUCUGCAGGAACUGUGCUGCAGAUCACCUUUAAGUUUAGUCCAGACCAGAUGGCGCUGACGUGGAGAGAAGUCGGUGAGAAGCGGCGGGUUUUGGCCGCUCCUCGACAGAGCGGCUACUUUGUCACCGGAACCUGCACAAAGUGGCGGACGGUGGCCCUCACGUGCGCAGACGAAUCGAGCUUUCGGGAGUGGUCGGGAACGCUCAGGAUUGGACAAAGAGGCCGUGAAGAUUUUCAGAUUUGGCGGGAUGGUGAUCGCCUGCAGGCCAUCUACCCUUCUGCGCCACAAGCCGCUGGAACCGGUGAAGAGGCUUGUGGGCCGGACGAAUAUGGCAGUGGUCGAUACUUCCAGGUGAGGGGCCGGCCUGGCGAAGAGGUGGAGCUGGCACUGUACAUAGAAGAUGGCAAGGUGACAGUUCGGACGUUCACUGUUGCAUCCAGGCGCUCCAGGCAAUGGGAGUCUGUCCGUGGAUGGGCAAGACAUUCGUACGCCAUUCUUCAGCCGGGUGGAGGACCGGGCAUUCCAAUGACGAUGGACCCUCAACGGCCGGGCGUGUUCACAUCCCUCGUCGUUGUCGGCGAGGUUUUCGACAAGCAAGCGGGCGCCUUCUGCUUCCACUUCCAGGUGGCCGUCGACGGUGACAGCCGUUGGGUGUUCUUUCCGAAGGGCCCUGGUGGCCUGUCCGGUGAGGCCAUCAUCAACAGCCCACCUUACCACGGAAAUGGCUCUGAUGUUGCAUUCACAGUUUUCAGCCCGGCACCGAACAGGACUUUCGAGAUCAUUCUCGACCUCACUUCCAAGGACCGAAGACAGACCGUCACGUGGAGAGGUGUGUGA
This is a messenger RNA of Symbiodinium natans, 3807 nucleotides long. The record is from the annotation of a GenBank genome assembly. Lineage: Eukaryota; Dinophyceae; Suessiales; Symbiodiniaceae.